CAGCAACGCCGCGGCACUUUUGUUGCAACUUGUCGCUACGUCUUCAGCGCACGACGCGACUCAGCGACCUCGUCCCGACACUAUGUCGUCGUCAGCCCUGGCGCAGGUCCAGUAUACCCCCGUCAAGCAACCCACCACACCGGCGGCUACAGAGAGCCCGGGCAAUUGGAAGCAUCCCCGCCUCGCGGAGAUUACGCGGCGACAGAGUCGAAACGUCUUCACGGAGAAGAAUGUCCGCCAGGUGGUCUACAAUGUUGUGGCUCUAGUCGCGCUCGGGGUGCUGCGGCAGGGCGUGCUACCCUUUGUGCCGGCCUGGGCAAUCAGUCCCGUAUUGAAGCAGUACAGCAGCUGGAUAACGGCGACACUCGUCAUCAUUCCUCUGAUUAACAUCGCCCUGGCGCUGCUGCCGCUUUACCGGCCGCGCGACGACCUCUCUGACAUUCCCCUCACCCCCGCCCAGCGGAGGCUGCUCGGCUUGCCGCCGAGCUCGAAGCCACCCACGCCGAACUCAGUGUACAGCACGCCCCCGCGGUACUCGAGGACGCCGUCGCUUGCCGGGUCGCCCGCCAGCGUCAAGAGCUACACCAGCUCGCCCGUGUCCAACAUCGCCAGCCCCGGCUCUGGGCAGCAAUACACGUCGCCUAGGUUCAGCACUUCGCCGUCCAAGCUCAAUGUUCCACAAUACUCGCCCUCAUCGGCUAGCCCCUUGCUGCACAAGGCCGUGGGCGGCGGGAGGAGGUCGUCGUUCGGGUCCACCAGCCCGCUCAACGCAAGCACCGCUUCCAGCGUGUUCAGCGACGGCCCUGCGACGCCCACUCCGGCGACAGGGAAGCGGUCGACUGUGGGCCUCAACAACAAGUGGCUGUACGAGAAAGGGAGGAGGAGCUCUGGUAACAGCUGGCUGCAUUCAUAGGGCCUAUGCAUUUGGCGGCAUACUGCACUUUGUCACGGCUAGCGUUGGCCUGGCCCGGUCAUACCAAGUUGGCACCAAAUUGUCUCAUGGCGCAUGAUUCACGACGCGGUUGGAGGUGUCACGAGACUUUGUUCUCUCGGCGCA
Messenger RNA from Thermothelomyces thermophilus ATCC 42464, 1057 nucleotides. RefSeq lists its product as uncharacterized. The record is from RefSeq and is a predicted model, not a curated record. Gene Ontology annotation, biological process: spindle pole body duplication; protein import into nucleus. Lineage: Eukaryota; Fungi; Ascomycota; Sordariomycetes; Sordariales; Chaetomiaceae. Gene Ontology annotation, cellular component: nuclear pore transmembrane ring; nuclear outer membrane. The transcript is spliced from 2 exons. Bases 83 to 913 code for a protein of 276 amino acids.